Molecule: messenger RNA, 1059 nt
Organism: Penicillium oxalicum
Lineage: Eukaryota; Fungi; Ascomycota; Eurotiomycetes; Eurotiales; Aspergillaceae
Product: NAD-dependent epimerase/dehydratase family protein
Exons: 8
Coding region: 1-1059 (352 amino acids)
Source: RefSeq, a predicted model, not a curated record
AUGAGUGCAAAUAUCUUCAUCACUGGCGCCUGUGGCUACAUCGGAGGAUCAAUUGUUGCAAGUUUCACCCGCGUCGAGAGCGGGUUACUUCAGGACGCAACGAUUCAUGCAGCAGUUCGCUCGGAAGAGCAGGCCGAGAGCUUGGCCGACUUGAAUGUCACCGUCGUCAGAAUUGACCUGAGUAACCCAUACGCCCUGGCGGGCUACAUGACACGCAAUGAUGUCAGCGUCGUUAUUCACACCGCAACAUCGAUCGAUGGAGACAUCGCGCAUAAUCUGAUCGAAGCGUUGAAACGGCGCCGCGACGCUAAUGGCAAAAAGGCCUACUUUAUUCAUAAGCAGAACUCGGGCCUGUCCGCAUUCGACGAAAGUACCGGCUGGCCGUUCGGACACGUGAAGGAUAUUGAUCCGGUUUAUUUUCUCGAGAAACAAUGUACCGAUACAUACGUGAUGAGAGAGGUUGAUGUACUCGUCGCCGAACAGGCAGAAGCGGCUGGAUUGACAGGAUUGAUAGUAAUGCCUUCAGCUCUAUAUGGAAGAGGGACCGGAACAUGGAAUAAGCGACCAUCUCUGUUUCCAACUCUCAUCAAAGCAGCAAUCGACAAUCGACAAGUGUACAAGUCCACAAGAGAUAUAGAAGUUCUCCUUACCCACAUAUCGGACCUCACUGGAUUCUACACCCUGCUAGUCGAAGCCGUCCUUCAAAAAAGAGCCCUUCCGGCUGGGACAUCUGGGUACUAUUUCACGGUUUCCCACCCAGCCAGAUGGUGGGAAAUACUCGAUCAAUUAGCAAUCGCCCUCCAUGCACGAGGUCUAGUUGAUGAGCCUACUACGAAAAUAUGGCCAAGUGAUACAGUUUCAGGAGCGGCGCUCGAAUUUCCUGCCAACGGUUCUCAACCCAUGUGGGACUCGAGCCCCAAAGUGACUUGUGUGAACAAGGAUCUCGUUGGCUGGAAACCAGCCUGGGAUAGUGAGGCAUUAUUGCAGAGUAUUGACGAAGAGAUUGAAACUUGGUUAGAAUUGGGAAAUCCGACGAAAAGCCCCGUAGAAAAUUCUUGA